This is a messenger RNA of Gymnodraco acuticeps, 1887 nucleotides long. It is a transcript of the gene tcf7l2, whose product is annotated as transcription factor 7 like 2. Gene Ontology annotation, biological process: regulation of transcription by RNA polymerase II; canonical Wnt signaling pathway. Lineage: Eukaryota; Metazoa; Chordata; Actinopteri; Perciformes; Bathydraconidae. The record is from RefSeq and is a predicted model, not a curated record. Gene Ontology annotation, cellular component: catenin-TCF7L2 complex; beta-catenin-TCF complex. Gene Ontology annotation, molecular function: DNA-binding transcription factor activity, RNA polymerase II-specific; RNA polymerase II cis-regulatory region sequence-specific DNA binding.
AUGCCGCAACUCAACGGCGGUGGAGGGGACGAUCUGGGUGCAAACGAUGAAAUGAUUUCCUUCAAAGACGAAGGAGAACAGGAUGAGAAAAUCUCGGAGAACCUCUCGGCAGAAAGGGAUUUAGCCGAUGUCAAAUCUUCUCUUGUAAACGAGUCGGAAACGAAUCAAAACAGCUCUUCGGAUUCAGAGGCGGAAAGACGGCCUCCGCCUAGAUCUGAAACUUUCAGAGACAAAACAAGAGAAAGUUUAGAAGAGGCUGCGAAAAGGCAAGAUGGAGGGCUGUUCAAGAGCCCACCGUACCCGGGCUAUCCAUUUAUAAUGAUCCCCGAUCUCUCAAGCCCCUACCUUCCCAAUGGAUCACUUUCGCCAACAGCACGCACAUACCUACAGAUGAAAUGGCCCCUGCUAGAUGUUCAACAAGGAGGUCUUCAAAGUAGACAAGCACUUAAAGAUGCCAGGUCCCCAUCACCGGCACACAUCGUUGGGCCCUUCUGCUGGGAAUUCCCCGGACAGUCAGAUCUGAGCCUUCACCAAUUUCAUUUGUCUAAUAAGGUUCCAGUGGUACAGCACCCUCACCAUGUGCACCCUCUCACACCUCUGAUCACCUACAGCAAUGAGCACUUCACACCGGGGAACCCCCCACCUCACCUACAGACAGACGUGGAUCCCAAAACAGGGAUUCCAAGGCCUCCACAUCCUCCAGACAUAUCUCCUUAUUACCCACUGUCACCUGGCGCUGUCGGCCAGAUCCCACACCCGUUAGGAUGGCUAGUACCACAGCAAGGUCAACCUGUUUAUCCAAUCACAACAGGGGGUUUCAGACACCCCUACCCAACUGCGCUCCAAGUCAACGCAUCCAUGUCAAGAUUCCCCCCACACAUGUUGCCCCCCCACCACAGUUUGCACGCCACGGGCAUCCCACACCCAGCCAUCGUCUCUUCCAACGUCAAGCAGGAAUCGUCCCACAGCGACAUCUCUCUCAACUCGAAACAGUCAGAAGCUAAAAAGGAAGAGGAGAAGAAGAAACAAGUCCACAUAAAGAAGCCUCUGAAUGCCUUCAUGCUUUACAUGAAGGAGAUGAGAGCCAAGGUUGUGGCUGAGUGCACACUGAAGGAAAGUGCUGCCAUCAACCAGAUCCUGGGGAGAAGGUGGCAUGCCCUAACGAGGGAGGAGCAGGCCAAGUACUACGAGCUGGCCAGGAAAGAGCGACAGCUCCACAUGCAGCUGUACCCAGGCUGGUCAGCACGAGACAACUAUGGGAAAAGGAAGAAGAGAAAAAGGGAAAAGCAGCAAGCAGAGAGCAAUGAACACAGAGAAUAUUUUCCAAAUCCUUGCCUUUCACUCCCUCCGAUUACAGACCUGAGCGCUCCUAAGAAGUGUCGAGCGCGCUUUGGGCUCGAUCAACAGAAUAACUGGUGUGGCCCGUGCAGGAGAAAAAAAAAGUGCAUUCGCUACAUCCAAGGUGAAGGCAGCUGUGCCAGUCCUCCCUCUACGGACGGAAGCUUACUAGACUCCCCCCCAUCCUCCCCUUCCUCAGUGGUCCCCUCCCCCUCCCCAAAAGAGUCCAAUCCUCAGACUGAACAAAUGCAACCUCUCUCACUGACUAUGAAACCGGCCCACCAGCCACUCCACCAUCCGCACCGCCUGGUUGGGCCUCCACCACCAUCUUUGGUUCUGCUGGGAAACUCUGCUGCAGCUAGGAAAACGCCCGGCGCCCCCUCCCACAACGGAGCCCUGGAGCGCGGCGACGUCUCGUCCUCGCGGCAGCCGGGCUCCUCCAUGGCGUCCUCCAUGGCCCGGUCCUCGGCAUCGCUGUGUCAUUCCCUCUCGCUCCUCCCCUCCUCGAACCCCCAGCCUCUGUCGCUAGUGACCAAGUCUAUAGAAUAG